AUGGAUAAUGUCACAAGUGAACCCGGUACGAUCCUAAAUCUUAAAACGGGAUACGACCUUCCGGUGUAUGGUUUAGCUAAUGACACGUUUUAUUAUGUCCAUGUUCCCGCGCUCCACUGCAUUUUCGGCAGCCUUUUGUGUGCAGUUGCUGUCCUAAUAUUAUCAUUUCGGCAUAAACAUCACAACACUUUUUUUAGUUGGACUAAGAGUGAACGAUUUAUUGUCUAUCUAGCAAUUUGUGAUGGUGGAUUUAACGUGUUUCACAGUGCCGACCAUUUACAAUACGUCAUUGCAAAGGACCAUGUUCGUCCAAAAGAGCUAUGUGAAUUUUACGGUGUAGCUCUAACUGAAUUUAUUACUGCCCAGAACUUGAUGGUGAAUAUUGUUGCUAUUAAUGCUUUUAUCAUGAUGUAUUUUAACAAAAACCUCGACUUUGGCAAAUACGACUGGAGGGUACUAGCAUGGACGUUUGGCUUGCCGUUUGUCGGCGGCAUGGCUGCUGCAGUUAGCGGGCAGCUGGGACCAAACGGAGUCUUUUGUCACCUUGAUGCAAUCAAGGGCGGUAUAUCUUUCAUAUCAAUGACAACGGUUCCUCUCGUAAUUAUAUUCACGGCUAACACCGUCCUGUACGUACUCACAUGGGGAAAGAUCAAACUGCAUACGUCUCGUAUGUCACGGUCGUUAAAGAAUGCCAAUAUCGAAGAAAAAUCACAUUGCGCUGCAAGAAACAUGUCAAUGUUUGUUAGCGCAUUUUUCAUUCAGUGGUGGGCGGCUGUAGUUUUCAGCGUGUGGCAGCUGGCCGAACCACGUGUUCCACAACCGUUGAUGCAUGUUACAACAAUUUUCAGUAACCUUGGCGGAUGUUUGAACCUGGGAAUCUACAUAAUAAUAAGGCGUAGGACAAUCAGUGGAAGAAACAGGGACAUGAGGCAGGACACCAACCAGACGAACAGCAAAUCGUCUAUCAUGGACUGUUCCAGCCAUGCUGAAGAGUUGUGUAAUAUGUAAUGUUCGUACUCAUUAUGUGUAUACGAAUGUGCUUUGUAACAGGUGUGUUUUUGUCAAGCCAGUAUAUUAUUAAAUUCCUAUGUUUCCAUGUCCGGGCGACACUUUACUUCGGAGUAUGGCUUAUUAGUUCAAUACUCUGUUAUAAUAAGUAUAUUAUAUUCAGUCAAACAGAAUCUUUAUUUAGAAACUUUUAGCAAGACAAACAUUAAUGUUGUUUAUUCCCAUUAUCCUAAUUAAUGCUUAAACAAUAUUUUUGUAUUAGGUAGGUAUUCUGAUUUUUAGGUGUGCGAAAAAAAAUGUAUCAUAUUUGUAAAAAAUAUUUAGCGGUGAUUUAAAUAUCCUAAAAGUUGAAUAUUUAAAUUCAAUUUCCUUCUAACUUGCUAUUGCCAUAUAACAAAGCACAACGAGAUUGGCAAAACAAUUAUCGAAAAUAAGGUUUAACAAGAAAUUAAUAUAUUUUAAAUUCAUAACAAAAAAAUGGUAGCCACAUUAUAAAGAAGGUAGAUUUUGUGUUUUAUUUACCUUUUCAAAUUCUAAGUCGAUGUGAGUUACUGCUAUAUAACCUAAAAGGGGAACUAUUUUAUUUAAUUUUCGGUAAUUUUACAUUGUAAAACAAAACAAAGAGCCGUUUCGUUGCAAAUUGCUGUAUCUGUCAGGUAGCUAAUCAUUUUCAGCAUUUAUUAAACAUGUCAGAGGUGUCGAAAAACAGUUUCAAUCUUUCAUUGAAGGCCCAGUCCCAUUGCUUAGAUCGACCUUACGUUUCAUGUGCAAAAAUGUGUCACUUUGCAUUCUAUGUAUACAUGUAAAAAAAACUCUGAAACUCGAAACAUUUUCAUAAUUUCGCAGGUAUUAUUUUUCACGGAGUCUUAAAGGUUUUAGGUUAUUCAGCAAUGUAUUUAUGUCAUUUGUAUGUCAACUUAACACGAAAUAUUUCUUGUUACUAACUUCGUAAGUAGCAACGCGAAACCUUGACAUGUUAAACUAUCUGUUUAAGUGAAUAACUAGUUAAAAUUUCGCGUUUGUCCAUCGUAAAAUACAGUAAUUUGUAGAAUUCAUACCAUUAAAACUUAUACAAGUGACUCAUAUUGCGUAUUAGUAAGACUUUUUUCUGUAUGUCACUGUUACCUUGACCUACAGGUCCCAGAAACAUCAGGGGUCAUCUAGUGACCACAGGCAUCCUGACUACUGUAAACCUAUAUCUGUUUUCUAUUCUCCAGUGAUAGGAGACAGUUUUCAGUCUCGCAGUUAUUGUGACCUUGCCCUUUGA
Messenger RNA from Mercenaria mercenaria, 2275 nucleotides. RefSeq lists its product as uncharacterized. Gene Ontology annotation, cellular component: plasma membrane. The transcript is spliced from 2 exons. The record is from RefSeq and is a predicted model, not a curated record. Gene Ontology annotation, biological process: adenylate cyclase-activating G protein-coupled receptor signaling pathway. Bases 1 to 1008 code for a protein of 335 amino acids. Gene Ontology annotation, molecular function: G protein-coupled receptor activity. Lineage: Eukaryota; Metazoa; Mollusca; Bivalvia; Venerida; Veneridae.